Messenger RNA from Drosophila guanche, 741 nucleotides. RefSeq names its product histidine-rich glycoprotein (gene Cpr35B). The coding region runs from base 1 to 645 and encodes 214 amino acids. Lineage: Eukaryota; Metazoa; Arthropoda; Insecta; Diptera; Drosophilidae. Gene Ontology annotation, cellular component: extracellular matrix. The record is from RefSeq and is a predicted model, not a curated record. The transcript is spliced from 2 exons.
AUGAGGGAUCUUCGGAUCAAGGAGCGGAUCCUUCCAAAAAACGUAAUACCAAUUUUCUCACAGUUUUGCAUUGCACUUGUGCUGUUUGCCAUUGCGGCUAUACGGGCAACUCCUUUCAACGGACACGAGCAUUAUAGCGGUGGUGUCGCCUCGAGUCAUGCUUCGGUGCAAUUGACAUCACAUGACGAUCAUCAUGAGGGAGCCCACCACGGUCGUCGACACGGACACGACGGUCACCAUGACUCGCAUUCCGAAUAUGACUUUAAAUAUGGCGUCAAAGAUCACAAGACGGGAGACGUGAAGGAGGCCAGUGAAUCACGUCACGGCCAUAAGGUUACCGGACACUAUGAGUUGAUAGAUGCCGACGGACACAAGCGCACUGUCCACUACACCGCAGACAAGCACAAUGGCUUCCAGGCCACUGUCCAUCGCGAGAAGCUCUAUGAUCAUCAUCAGGUGGCUGUCGAGCAGCCCGGACAUGGACACGGCCAUGGAAGCGGCUAUGGGGGUAGACACGUAGAGCUCGAGGAUUAUUUCGCACAGUCCGGCCAUGGUCUUGAUCAUGGUGGUCAUGGCAGCGACUCUCAUACCAGUGGCUACUCUCUAAAGCAGGAGCACGGAUCUCGACAUGGACACGGAAUCUGACACUCUUCAAAACACGAGCACGGACACGACUAUCAUUGUUAACAUCGAUCUUUGAUUAAACUUGUACCAAAAAAUUGUUGUUGUUAGAUGUCAAAA